GAGCUGCGACAAAUCAUCACCCGCUUUGAAACAAACCAGAGGCUCUGAAACAAACCAUUUAAGUCCGAAGGUCGUUUCCUCGACAACGUUUGUAAACGUCGCUAAGAGACGACACUUCAACCACUUUGGUCUGAACUCCAGCUCAGAUUUAGCUAAAUGUUAGCAAGCCAAUUUGAAAUAGCUAGCUAUCUAGAAAAAAAAAAACACAAAUACGAAUUGUUGGCAAUAGUAUAUAUUUAGUAGAAUAGAAUCUAUGGAGUCAGCCAACGUUAGCAAAUUUAGCUACAUUAAGUUACUUUUCUAACCAGCCAUAUUACAUAGCCUACAUUUUCUACCGUUAGCUAGCCCAUGAUAUCGAUGAGAAAUGUCCGCGAAUAUUAACCCCCUUGCAAAUCCAAAAGGAGCGAACAAAGUAUGCGAGCUUUGUGAAAAACCAGCGUACAUUCAAUGCACGAAGUGUUUCGUCACUUUCUACUGUGGCAAAGAGCACCAGGAGGAUGACUGGGUAGCGAUCCACAAGAAGGUGUGCCAGCUGCUGAUCCCUGUCCGCACUCCUGUGCCCUACUACACCCUGGAAGCAGAAAGGGAGCAGCACUGCUCCCAGAUCCUGGAGAGACAGGUACCCAUAACUGCACAGACCGGUACACAUGACCAAAAAGUUUUUGAGAAGAGGCACAAGGAGUCCCUCCCAGCAGCUCUUCUCUCCCUGCGCUCCGCCAUGGACAUCUACGGCACCAGCGGAGUCCAGCUGGUCCCCGCCUACCUUCUGCUGGCCGAGGCCAACAUCGGCCUGGGUAAUCUCUCCCCGGCUGAGCAGUACCUGUCCUGGGCAGACUGGACGGUGGUAAGGACUCCAGACUGCAGCCGGACAGUUCGCCACAAGCUGCACCGCUGCAUGGGCCGGCUCUUCAUCGUCAAAGGCAACCUGGAGGGGGCGCUGUUUCACCUGGCCAAUGACAUCUACUACGCCAGUGAAGAGUAUGGCCAGGAUAGCAUUGUGACGUGUGGUGGCUACUAUCUGAUGGCAGACGUGUUUUUUAGGCAGGGAAAGAUGGACAUUGUAAAUUCCCUGUACACAGAGGUAGCAAAUACCUGGCACACCCACCUGAGCAGACUUCUGGAGAAACACAUGGAGAACACCAUUACACCAGAGGAAUCUUUCGACGAGGCCCAGCAGGCCGAAGCAGACCAGAUGCUCCGCUCCAUGCUGGACGUCCCGGACGGUUGCCCCGAGCAGCAGCCCAACCAAUCGGCCGCGCUGGCCCACUCCCUGGGCAUGCUCUGGCUCCUGGGCGGAGACCCCGACAAGGCGCUGGAGUUUGGCAAGAGGGCCCUGUUGUCCAGCCAGCUGGUGCCGGACUGCAGCCUGACCGAGCCCAUCCAAAGGCUGCUGCAGCUGGCCGAGGAAGACCUGAACGCUGCCAAAAAGGGCUGGCCUGAACUCCCCCACUACCCCAGCGCGCACACCGAAAACCAACACAGUGCCCAGUGUUCAGGAGGUAAAAUCGCCCUCUAAUGGGACGCAGACUGGUUUUGAAAAGUAGGUGCUCCCGUUGUGAACAGUAAUUAGCCUGUUAGCUUGCUGUGUGUCUCCUUUGGUUUUCAUUACGACAUAAUGCCACCCAGCACAAUAAAUUUGCUUAAAAAUAUCAGUAUUUAUUCUGUAGAAAUAUGAAAUAUCCACUGAUAUUUAAAAGGGCCUUGGUGUGCUGCCUGGCAUUCAUUUUUUCAGUUUUCCAUGUACUUUGAACCUGGUAGCAGUUCUGACGUGUAUAUUCCUUUUUAAAAGACCCUCUGGUUUCAAUAUUUUCAUAUAUUUUUCCAUUAAAUAAAACCUGUAUAAUCUAAAUAUAA
Molecule: messenger RNA, 1854 nt
Organism: Anguilla rostrata (American eel)
Lineage: Eukaryota; Metazoa; Chordata; Actinopteri; Anguilliformes; Anguillidae
Gene: zmynd12
Product: zinc finger, MYND-type containing 12
Exons: 8
Coding region: 365-1516 (383 amino acids)
Molecular function (GO): protein binding
Source: RefSeq, a predicted model, not a curated record